Messenger RNA from Lacerta agilis (Sand lizard), 2738 nucleotides. It is a transcript of the gene SRRT, whose product is annotated as serrate, RNA effector molecule. The record is from RefSeq and is a predicted model, not a curated record. Gene Ontology annotation, molecular function: nucleic acid binding. Gene Ontology annotation, biological process: primary miRNA processing; mRNA processing. Gene Ontology annotation, cellular component: nuclear body. The coding region runs from base 87 to 2693 and encodes 868 amino acids. The transcript has 19 exons. Lineage: Eukaryota; Metazoa; Chordata; Lepidosauria; Squamata; Lacertidae.
UUCGCCUUGGAAGACAGCUGAGCUGGACCCCCUCAGAAUAACUGCCUCUUGUCUGCAGAACAGAGGGAUAGUAACAUCCUGCAACUAUGGGUGACAGCGAUGACGAGUAUGACCGCAGGCGCAGGGACAAAUUCAGACGUGAAAGGAGUGACUAUGACCGUUCUCGAGAACGUGAUGACAGGCGGCGAGACGACUGGAGUGACAGGGAGUGGGACAGGGGCCGAGAGCGCCGCAGCAGAGGCGAAUACCGUGAUUAUGACCGGAACCGGCGGGAACGCUUCUCCCCACCUCGCCAUGAACUGAGCCCUCCACAAAAACGGAUGCGACGAGACUGGGAUGAACACACAUCGGACCCCUAUCACAGCGGCUAUGAGAUGCCUUACAGUGGCGUCACCACCGGCCCUACCUACGGACCUCCGCAACCUUGGGCUCACCCAGAAAUGCACGUGACGCAGCAUCACAUCUUGCCUAUCCAGGCCAGGCUGGGGAACAUCGCGGAGGUGGAUCUGGGCAUCGCCCCUCCCGUGAUGAAGAACUUCAAGGAGUUCCUCCUCUCCUUGGACGAUUCCGUCGACGAGACGGAAGCCGUGAAGCGCUACAACGACUACAAGCUGGACUUCCAGCGCCAAAAGAUGCAAGACUUCUUCCUGGCCCACAAGGAUGAAGAGUGGUUCCGGUCCAAAUACCACCCGGACGAAGCCGGCAGGAGGAAGCAGGAGUCUCACAACGCCCUGCAGAACCGCCUCAACGUCUUCCUCUACCUCAUGGACAACGGCUGGUUCGAGAACUUGCAGCUGGAGAUCGACAAGGCCAACGCCAUCAUCAAAGUCUUGGAUGCCGCCGUCAUUAAGAUGGAAGGCGGGACUGAGCACGACCUGAAGAUCCUGGACCAGGAGGAAGAGGAGGAGCGUCAGGAGAAGGCAGAGCCAGGGAAGAAGGAAGAGAACCGGCUGCAGGAGCUGGACCGCAAAGCCUCAGAGAAGGACGACAAGAAGGAAGAGGCCAAGAAGGCUGGCGACGAGGAAGCUGUCGAGGACAAGGCAAAGAAGGCCUCGGAAGAGGAGGAGAAGAGGGCUGAGAAGAAGGAGGAGGCGGACAAGGAGGCCAAAAAGAUCGGACACAAACACAAACGGAAGCGCAGCGGAGACGACAGCUACGACGAAGGCAGCGUUUCUGAAUCUGACACGGAGUCAGAAGGCGGGCGCCCCGAGGAGGAGGACAAGGAAGACAAGAAGCCGAAGGAGGAGAAGGCAGGGGCAGCGGUAGGAGCAGCAGGCGCGGCGGCGGGGCCAGCGAAGGAAGGCGGCGAGGAGCCCCAGAAAGCCAAGGAGAAGGAUGGGGAGCCCAAGCCCCGCCCCCUGCACAAGACCUGCUCCCUCUUCGUGCGCAACAUCGCCCCCAACAUCUCCCAGGCAGAGAUCGUGGCGCUUUGCAAAAGGUACCCUGGCUUCAUGAGAGUGGCUCUUUCAGAACCCCAGCCAGAAAGGAGGUUUUUCCGAAGAGGCUGGGUGACCUUUGACCGCAGCGUCAACAUCAAGGAGAUAUGCUGGAACCUCCAGAACAUUCGGCUGCGGGAGUGUGAGCUGAGCCCCGGCGUCAACCGCGACCUGACCCGGCGCGUCCGGAACGUCAACGGCAUCACGCAGCACAAGCAGAUCCUGCGCAACGACAUCAAGCUGGCGGCGAAGCUGAUCCAGACCAUGGAUGACCGCACCCAGCUGUGGGGGGCCGGGGAGGCCCGCCCUGCCUCCGAAGUCUCGAGCCUGCCUUCCCAGAACCCCAUCCUGAAGAACAUCACGGACUACCUGAUAGAAGAGGUCAGCGCCGAGGAGGAGGAGCUGCUGGGCAAAAGCGGGGAGCCCUCGGAAGAGCCCCCCAAGGAAGGGAACCCCGCUGAGCUCAACGUGGAGAGGGACGAGAAGCUCGUCAAGGUACUGGACAAGCUGCUUCUGUACCUGCGCAUCGUCCACUCGGUCGACUACUACAACAAUUUGGAGUACGUCAACGAGGACGAGAUGCCCAACCGCUGCGGGAUCAUUCACGUGCGGGGGCCCAUCCCCCCCAACCGGGUCACCCAUGGAGAAGUGUCUGACUGGCAGAAGACCUUUGAGGAGAAGCUGACCCCUCUGUUCAGCGCCCGGGAGUUCCUCUCGGAGGAGGAGGCCCAGAAGAUGGGCAAGAAGGACCCCGAGCAGGAGGUGGAGAAGUUCGUCACGGCCAACACCCAGGAGCUGGGGAAGGACAAGUGGCUGUGCCCCCUCAGCGGGAAGAAGUUCAAGGGCCCAGAGUUCGUGCGCAAGCACAUCUUCAACAAGCACGCGGAGAAGAUCGAGGAGGUGAAGAAGGAGGUGUCCUUCUUCAACAACUUCCUCAUGGACGCCAAGAGGCCUGCCCUGCCCGAGCUCAAGCCCAACCAGCCCCCAGGACAAGGCUUGGCUCCAGGGUUGCCCUACCCUCCGCAGGCCCCCCAGGGAUUGUUGCCCUACGGACAGCCUCGCCUGCCCAUCCUGGGAUACGGAGGGGGCCCUCCUUACCCGCCGACCCCAUACGCCGCUGGCAGGGGGAACUACGACACCUUCCGAGGGCAGGGCGGCUACCUGAACAAACCACGCAACAGGAUGGUGCGAGGUGACCCACGGGCAAUAGUGGAGUACCGAGACUUGGACGCCCCAGAAGACGUCGAUUUCUUUUGAGUCAGGAGUCAUCCUGCCAAGUUGGGUUCCAGUUCUUCCCCCCCC